GCGCAGCUGUAAACAGCGGGCACCUGGCCACACACCUGUGCGGGGCCGUCUUUCCCCCUCUCCUCACGCAAGAAUGGGGAGCUCCCAGCCGCCGCCGCUUCUAUUGCUGGCUCUGCUGCUGCUGCUGCUGCUGCAAGCUUCUGAUAGGAAUUCCUCUGUUCUCGCGAGCAGCUCUACAGUUACUACAACCACAGGGACAGAGAGCCUGCCUUCCAUAUCUCUGACUUCUCCCUUCAGCUACAGCUCCUCCACUGUUGGGGAAACCCAGACCAGCUUAGAGAACCCAGGGCCAGGCUCCACAGCCCAUCCCAACAGCCCUAGUUCAGAGCCCACAACCUCCCCCAGCCCCUCAGAUUCAGGGGCAGCCUCCACCACCCAGCCCACCUCCUCCCAGCCAGAGCCAGACACCCACCCUAGCCCUGGCUCCCCCAGUUCAGAGCACACCGUCGCCUCCCCGUCCAGCGCCCUGAGCUCUAUCUCCUCGGCCACCCUGCCUUUGAGUUCCACUCACCCCAACCCCAGCACGCUGCCUUCCUCUGUGUCCACGGCCACCACUGACCGGACAUCCGAGACAUCUGGUUAUGCCCCAGGUGAUUCUGGGACCCCCAAGUUGCACCGGAACCCUGGCGUGGUGGUGGCCGUGUGUCUGCUGGUGUCUGUUUUGCUCAUCGGCUGUGUGAUCGCCGCAGUGAGGCGCUGUCACAGCGGGGUGUCCGAGUUCCAGAAGCUGGAUGAGGGGCUUGUGAGCCGAAGGUCGUCUUCUGCCCAUCGCACACUGCCGUGAUCUUCGAUCUUUGAAGCUGAAGGGGAAGGACUGGGAUGAGGCAGGGGCAUCUGGCGAGGGGCAAAGCUUGUGGGAAUAAAGCCCCUAUCAUUCCUCUGAGGCA
This is a messenger RNA of Dama dama (fallow deer), 887 nucleotides long. It is a transcript of the gene CIST1, whose product is annotated as colon, intestine and stomach enriched 1. The transcript is spliced from 4 exons. The record is from RefSeq and is a predicted model, not a curated record. Bases 74 to 784 code for a protein of 236 amino acids. NCBI's taxonomy places the organism in Eukaryota, Metazoa, Chordata, Mammalia, Artiodactyla, Cervidae.